AUGUCGUCGGAUCGAGUUCGCUUUGAUAACCGAGUCGCUAUUGUUACCGGCUCUAGUCGUGGCCUCGCAGUUGUUGUGAACAGUACCACGCAAGCUACUGCCGACAAGACAGUCCAGGAAAUCAUCAAUGCAGGCGGCAAGGCGGUAUCUCAUGUUGGAAGUGUAGUCAACAGAGAUAUGGCAGAUGCUCUGGUCGAGAAGGCAAUCACUACAUUCGGACGUGUUGACAUUGUGAUCAACAAUGCCAGAUUCGCCAAACAAACGCUCUUUGAGUCUACCACUGAUGCAUUCUUCACUGAGAUAAUGGACGUUCAUGUCAGAGGAAGUUUCAAUGAAGAGCAAAGCAUUUACGCAGCUGCCAAGUUUGCCCUAAUCGGACUCACCAAAACUCUUUAUAUUGAGGGAAAGGAGUACAAUAUAUCAGUCAAUGCUGUCGCUACAGCAGGAUUCACCGACCAAAUCGUGGCGAACACUAAGGCCAACCAGGGUCAAGAACUCAUGAAGGAGUUCGUUCCCGCUGCCCAAGCCUCUCCCGCAAUUGUAUGGCUCGUACAUGAAGAUUGCAAGGUUACUGGCGAAACCGUUGGUGCUAUGGGAAAGAUUGUGAGCCGCAUUUUUGUAGCUGAGACGCAUGGCUUCCAGGGUGCUGCUGGGGAGGAAUGGACGCCUGAGACCGUACGGGACAACUGGAGUAAAGUAGACGAUGGAAAGGGAUUCGGUAUUUGGAAGAGCACUGACGAAAUGGGAGCAGCAGUCUUCCCCCGUCUUAUGGGCGCCUAG
Molecule: messenger RNA, 780 nt
Organism: Fusarium oxysporum Fo47
Lineage: Eukaryota; Fungi; Ascomycota; Sordariomycetes; Hypocreales; Nectriaceae
Exons: 3
Coding region: 1-780 (259 amino acids)
Source: RefSeq, a predicted model, not a curated record